AUGGACGCCACCUUCCGCGAGGCCCUGCUCACCGCCCCCGACGAGGGCUUCUCCCUCUGGGCCACCGGCGACCGCGCCUCGCCCGAGUGCGAGCAGCUCGUCGCGAUCGCCGAGUCGCUUCCGCUUCCCACGCUGGUGGCGGCCCAUGCCGCGCUCGCCUCGGCGGCUUCGGCGGCGGAGCCGGUGUGGCGCGAGCUCGGCGCCGCCGGCGUGACGGUCGGCGCGUUUCUGGGCGUCACGUCGUCGCUCAUGGCGAGUUCCGAUGCCGACGUCGCCGCCACCGCCGCCGCAAUCUAUCUUGCGGGCGCGCGGUGCGCUGGCGCUGUCCCGUUCGGCGUGCUCAACCCGAUGGCCGCCUUCGAGCUCUCCAAGGCGGUGCGCACCGAGGCCUUCACGCGGCUGCGCGGCGCCGAGGCUGCGCCGCCGGCAAAGUCAGCCGGCCGCAAGCGCGCCAAGCCGGCGGCGAACGAGGACUGCGACUCGGACGAGGAGGGCGGCUUCGGCGGCAGCGCCAGGGCCGAGACGCGUGCCCUCGUCGCUCGCGAGCUCGUCCCGCUCCGCGCCCACUCCGAGGUCCUCGCCCAGCUCGUCGCCGCGCUGGUCGGCGCUGCGGAGGCGAUCGCGGCGCAGGCGGCUUGCGUCGACUUUGUCGUCUCGGCCGCCGCCGCCGCCGCGCCCGCCGAAGGUUCUCCAGCGGACGAGGCGGCGCGCUCGCUGCUGCUCUCCAUCCAGGCGCUGCUCCAGCGAGUCGCCCUCGCAGCGCCGGACCGCGCCGAGCCGCGCGCCGCCGUCUGCGGGAGCGUCGCCCGCCUGCUGCGCGGCCUCCCCCCCGCGGUGACGUCGCGCUACUCUCGGUUCGUCUGGCGGCUGGCGCACGUCGCGAAGGUCGGCGCGCGCACCGUCGCCGUCGAGAUCGCGGCCGCGAUCCUCGAGCUCGGCGCCGAGGGCUGCGACGCCGCCCUCGCCGCGGAGGACGCGCCGCAGACUCUGUGGAGGCUGCUGCUGCUGCGCGCGUCCGACAAGGCGCCGGGUGUGCGCGCAAAGGCGGCGGUCGGCUGCCUCUCCUCGCUGAUCGCCGCCUUGCACACCCCCGCCGGAGCGCGCCUCCUCGCCCUCGUGCAGCAGCCGCCCGCCCUCGCCGCAGCGUCGCCCGGCGGCGCCACCCCCGCCCUCCCCUCGCCACUCGACGCGAUGCCUCCGCCGCCGCCGCGCCGCGACUCGGAGGGCGGCCGCUCCUCGAUCGGCAGCGCUGGUACCCCCGCCGCCGCGACUCCGGGCGGCGACGCCUCGCCCUCCGCCUCGCUCGUCUCCGCCGCAAAGAUGGAGGCGUCGCUCGCCUCGGUCGCGUCGCUGCUGCAGUCGCGCUGCGCCGACGAGCGGCCUGCCGUCCGGCGUGCCGCCCUCGGAGCCAUCGAGGCGUACGGCCUUUCGAGCAGGACAUGUCCGAGACAUGCGUACGGCCUCGCGAGCAGCGACGGCCUCUCGCCCGCCGCACUCGCUGCGGUGGAGGAGCGAUGCCGGGACGCCUCGCCCCUCAUCCGCAAGCAAGCGGCGAAGUGCCUCGCCGCCCUGCUCGCCGCGCGGCCCUCGUCCCCCGCCGAGCGGCGCGCGUGGAUCGACGGCUCCCUCCCUCUCUGCCGCGACUCGGAGGCAUAUCUCCCCAUAUCUCCCCAUAUCUCCCCAUAUCUCCCUCCCUCUCUGCCGCGACUCGGAGGCGGCGGCUGUGUCGAGCCGCCACCCCGCCAGCCCCUUCGCACACCCCGCUCACGCGCGCUCGGGUCGGCUCGCCAGGCGUCGGAGGGAGAGCUGGAGGGCGAGCUGAAGGGCGAGCUGCUGUCGAGGCUGCAGCAACCCGACUGCGACACCGAGACGGCGGCGCUGCUCGUGCAGAUCUGCUGCGCGCUCGGAGGCGACGGCUGGGCGGAGCCGCUGCGGCACGAUCCUGUGCAGCGAGCCCUCGUCGUCUACGGCGAGCUGUCCCUCGAGGAGGAGGACGCAGCCGCCUCGGCCGGCUCGCGCGCCUCCGUCUCCGCGUCGACAAAGGCGGUCGUCGCGGCGGCGACUGAGUUUGCGCACGGCGAGUGCGACCCCGCCCUCUCCGCCACCGCCUUCGUCACGCUCGGCAAGCUGUGCAUGGGCUCGGCGGCGCUGGCCAAGAAGCUGCUGCCGAUGUUUGUCCGCGAGCUCUCGACCAGCCCGCAGUGGGCGGUGCGGAACAACGCGCUCGUCGUGCUCUUCGACCUCGUCAAGGCUGCGCCGCCUCGCCCUCCGCUGCGCUCCCUCCCCUCGCCCUCCCCACCUGCCGCCAGCCCGCAGGCGCACACGGCCCUGCUCGACCGGCACGUCGGCUCGCUCGGGCUGGCGGCGAUCCUGCUUCUGACGCAGCUGCUCCUCGAGGACUACGUCAAGUGGCGGCCCUCCCUCCUCCGCGCCUUUUGCCGCUCGCUCGUCGACGCGGAGCCGACGCUGCGCGCGGCCGGCCGCGCUUGCCUCUUCGACAUGCUCCUCCCUCGCUCGCCCCACCUCGCGCUGGCGCUCGACCUAUCUGGGGCGGAGCAGCAGCGGCCGCGGCUGCAGAUCCUGCGCGCGCUCCUCUCCUCGAUGGGCGACGAGCAGCGGCUGCAGGCGACGCCGAAGCUCUGCCACGAGGCGACGCCGAAGCUCUGCCACGAGGCGACGGCGAAGCUCUGCCACGAGGCGACGGCGAAGCUCUGCCACGAGGUGCUCGCGCCCGUCCUCGACGGCGCCCGCCGCCCGCCGCCCGCCGCGCGAGGGGGAGGAGAGGAGGCCAAGGUGGGCUCCGGGGCGGGCGCCUCCGCCGACGAGCCCGCCGAGGACGGCAACGCGGCGGCGGCGGCGGCGCGCGGCAAGGUCCUCUCGCAGGUGGCGCGCAAGGCGACGGUGGAGGCGAUUGUGCCGAUCGUGGUCGAGCUCAAGCGGCACCUCGAGGCGGCGCACUCGCCGCUGCUGCGCGACGUCUCCCUCUUCGUCUCCCUCUUCGUGCGCGAGCUGCUGCGCGACCACAAGCCGCUCCUCGCCGACAUCCUCGCGCGCGACAAGCAGCUCGCCACCGAGAUCGAGCGCAGCUCCUCCAUGGUCACGCCUGCGCCGCGGGGCCUCCCUCCCCCAGCAGCCGACCAGGCGGCGCGGCGCGACUCGCUCGGCGGCGCUGCGACGCCAAGGCGGCCUUCUUCCAGCGCAAGGGACUCGGCGGGCAGCGUCCCCACGCCGGACCGGAUGCGAGGCGCGCUCUCCGUCCCAAAACUGCGCUCGCAGCGCUCGAGCCUCGGCGCGUCCGGAGGCAGUCGCGCCACCGCGCUCGCGCCCUCGGCGCCGAGCCUCGUCAACCGGCAGGGCGGCGGCGGCUCGCCGCCGCCCAAGACGCAGUCCGAGACGCAGUCCGAGACGCAGGACGUCCAGAUGGCGUCCCCGUUCCGCGGCCAGCCGCCGCCGCGUGUGUGGAACGUGUGCCCGUCGCCCCAGGCGAAGGGCCUCUUCGACGCGGUCGCGUGA
Emiliania huxleyi CCMP1516 is the source of this 3513-nucleotide messenger RNA. RefSeq lists its product as hypothetical. Lineage: Eukaryota; Haptophyta; Isochrysidales; Noelaerhabdaceae. The transcript is spliced from 17 exons. Gene Ontology annotation, cellular component: condensed chromosome, centromeric region. The coding region runs from base 1 to 3513 and encodes 1170 amino acids. Gene Ontology annotation, molecular function: histone binding. Gene Ontology annotation, biological process: meiotic chromosome condensation; mitotic chromosome condensation. The record is from RefSeq and is a predicted model, not a curated record.